This is a messenger RNA of Pieris macdunnoughi, 1590 nucleotides long. The record is from the annotation of a GenBank genome assembly. Lineage: Eukaryota; Metazoa; Arthropoda; Insecta; Lepidoptera; Pieridae.
AUGAAAAUUAUAAUGGGUCGCCGUGUGGCCAUCUCCCCUUCUACGCCUAGGUCAAGGGCCAUGGAUAAAUACGAGCAGUUGUCAGUUGUUGGAGAAGGCUCUUACGGCGUUGUGCUAAAAUGCCGUCGUCGUGACAAUGGGCACUUAGUGGCGAUCAAGAAGUUUUUGGAAACAGAGGACGAUGCUGCCGUUCGCAAGAUGGCGCUGAGAGAAAUUAGAAUGUUAAAGAAACUACGACACGAUCACCUGGUAAACAUGAUCGAGGUGUUUCGACGCAAGCGAAGAUUUUAUCUUGUAUUCGAAUACCUGGAUCACACUCUGCUAGAUGAGCUGGAAGCUACUUCUGGGGGUCUUGGGGAGGAGACUGCCAAGAAACACCUGUUUCAGCUGCUCAAGGGUGUUGAAUAUUGUCACCAGAAUUCCAUCAUCCAUCGUGAUGUGAAACCAGAGAAUGUCCUGGUAUCAAAUAAUGGUAUAGUGAAACUUUGCGACCUUGGCUUUGCAAGAGCCCUGGCAGCACCAGGGGAGCCAUACACAGAGUAUGUCGCCACUCGGUGGUACAGAGCUCCAGAAUUGCUGGUCGCUGAACACAGAUAUGGGCCAGAAGUGGACAUAUGGGCAAUUGGCUGUUUGUUUUCGGAGAUGUUGACGGGUGACCCGCUCUUCCCCGGUGACUCAGAUAUAGAUCAAUUGGCAUUAAUUAUCAAGACAGUAGGUAAGCUGGCACCCCGUCACCAACAAGUGGUAUCCAGGCUUUCUGGUGGUGCAGCGCUAAGUUCCGGACCGGUCGGUACCAGAAGUAAUCUUCCAGGAUCUGGGCUGGCGAAAGAGUUGCUCUCGGCGUCUCUUCGGACCGAACCUAGAGCCAGGCCAUCGGCAUCUGCGCUUUUGAGGCACAAAUAUUUCAUUGCUGACGGCUUCUCGGAAAACUUCAAUGCUGAACUAAGGAAGAAGCUGGGAAAAGAUGUUUCACAGACGCCUCCACCGCAGGUCGCCGCAAGAGUCACCGGAAAACCCAGGCAACAGUGGACAUUGAAUAUUAUAAAUUCUGAUAGCAGGCCUCGUACGGAUAGUACUGCUGGAGAAUCACUUAUUGACUACAAUUAUACACCCAGUAUAGAAGGACAACUGGAGAGCCACACUUCGGAGAAGAAGUCGCAGGCAUCUAUCAAUGCUUCCACAGCCGCGCCUUUUGAUGAUGAUGUGGGUUGCUGGUGUCCAUCAACACACGGAACCAGCAAAGUGGCUGCGGCACCAUCUAAAAGCCUCUCCAAAGCCAUCAACGAAACAUUCCAGACGUUUAGUGUUCCCGUAAAUAGUUAUCCCAAAACACCUUAUAUCAAGAAGGUGAAUAACAAAUUAAUGAUGGACGAAGAAUUAAUAAGAGGAAGAUCGUUGGCGAAGAAAAACACGAAGAAAUCGCCAGCCGAUAUUUCCUUGCCUUAUGUGCCUGGAGCUAGCAACAGUCCCAUGAAAAAAGCAAAGAAGCCACCUGCACACAAUUCAAGAAAUCAUGAUACAUGGGAUCACAGCAGGAGUAGCGUCGAUGCGUCCUACCAACGCACGCCCACAAAUCUACCCUACAUGUGA